AUGGAAUCGACUCCCAGCAGCCAGGAGAGGAACGAGUUCUUCCAAAAGCUGAAACCAUGGUGUGUCAAAUUAAGCCAGUUGGCCAUCCGGGAGUCCGAUGAUCCCGCAACUACCCCGGAGCUCAACGAGUUGACGGGUCACAUUUUGACCAUCCUCAACGACCAGAUUCAACACCAUCCCGCGGCCUUGGAUGACAAACUCGCUGAAUAUGUCUUCUUCCCACUCUAUCACAUCUUCCGCCGAAUGGACCGGUACCCGAUGUCAUUGAUCGAAAACUGUCUCAAGUGCCUUACCAUUCUCAUCAUCCACGGGUGGAAGUCGAAAAUCUCAGCCAAACUUGUGCAACAGAUCUUGAAUCUCCUGACCUUCAUCAUCGAUGGGACGCCGGGGUCUGCCGAGAAGCCCCCCGUGGACGAAGAAACUGCGCUCGAAGCCUUUCGCGGUCUGACAGCUCUGCUCACUACUGCCAGCUUGUCCGCCACAGCCGCCGCAGGACUUUCAGAAUCGGAUGCCAUACCCGCCUUGGGCCACAGUGUUAGUGUAAUGUUGGAUGGAGUCGUCGAUGGUCUCACACCUCAAAUACAACAAGAGGCUCUGCGCGCUCUGCAGGCAGUGUACCUCACCGUCAAGGAGCAUGAGGCGUUGGCUAGUUUCCUCCCCGGCACGAUAUCGUCUCUCGCCAAGGUAUCAUCCACGCCUGCCAGAUACAAGAAAAAUGUUCUUGCAAAAUGUAUCGACACUGUGAGACUGGUGUUGACCCGUGUGCUCUCCGACCUAAGAAACAGAUCCAUACUUGCCAAAGCCGAGUCGGAAACAGACGCAGCACAGAAAGGAAAAUCUCUAUCUCCCGCCUGGCUCAAGGCCACAUCCACGCAAGUUAAACGGGCUCUUUCAACAAUCAUGAAAUUGCGGACACAGGAUUCAACCCAAGUCAGGAGCGCAUUGAGUAAAUUGUGCGUUACUCUGUUAGACGAGUGUCACAAGACAUUGGAAAACAGCUCAACAUUCUUGGUCGAGACGGCGAUGAUUCUGGAUGAGGGUGGGGCCAAGAUUUCUUGGACCGAAACGAGCUUGCAGCACCUCGUGAGCAUCUACCCAGAGCUUGGCGAGACUGUCAAAACAACGACGUACAACUGGAUGUCGAGUCUCCCCCGAAUAAUGCAAGCAGGCGAUGAAGAUGUAAAGCAACAAGCCAUACACAACCUUCUGAAGGGGCUUGAGCUUGUCAAGGGUCUACAAAUUGAAUCUUCUACCCUAGAGGAUUCAAUAUCGAGCACACUGACGGACAGCAUGGUUUCAGUUGUUCUAGCAUCAAAGUCCACGCAGCUGGAUCAGAAUAUCAAUAUACGACUCAUCGGCGGAAACGAUUCUACAGCUGAGCACCUGGACCUGGACUACCCGCCGGUUUUGCUACCUGCCGAAAGUCAAAAGAGAGUACGGAGUGAAAUGAUGUCUCUUCUUGGAUUCCUUGGAUCUUCCUCGCAACAAUCAAGGCUUGCAAGCAGCAUGCUGGAGCAAGUGCAAGAGUCGAGCCCCCUUGGCCAAGUCGCUUCGUUCUGGCUUUGCUUCCAGCUCUGCAAGGGAAGCCAUGCUUCAUCUGCAGAAGAUGAGAUGUUCUUGGAUUUGUCCUCCCUCGCUGAAUCACCGGAGGAGCUUGAUGUCGUCUUCAACGAGCUUUACUCGACCUCAGUGCAAAUUCUGGACCGCCACUCGGAUGCGGAACCCGCUGAUUGGCGCUUGGAAGCUCUCGCUCUUGAAGUCACGGCUUACACAGCCCAAAAGGCUGGGAAGUCAUUUCGCCCUGAGCUCAUCGAUGUACUAUUCCCCAUCGCAACGUUUCUGGGCUCCAAAAACCAGCACCUACAAAAACAUUCCAUGAUUACACUGAAUAGUCUUGCUACAUCUUGCGGAUAUGCAAACGUUUCUGAGCUGAUCAUCGACAACGUCGACUACAUGGUUAACUCGGUCUCACUUAGGCUGAAUACACUUGAUAUCUCACCAGCAUCCAUCAAUGUCUUGACAAUGAUGAUAAGACUUGCGGGACCCCGAUUGGUACCGUAUCUUGAUGAUGUGAUUGAAUCAGUCUUUGGGGCACUUGAAAACUACCACGGGUAUCCCGUAUUUGUGGAGAGUCUCUUUACGGUACUGAAGGAGGUGGUUGACCAAGGCGUCAAGUCGGAUAUGCUCCUCCUAGAGCACCAGAAGAAGGCAAAGAUAGACCACCGGAAAGAACCUACAAAGGUGAAUGGAAUCUCGAGUCUUCUGGAAACCCUUGCAAAGAGAAAGGAACAGGCGGAGCGUGACAAGGGUGAAAAGGAAACUGGGCACCCAACAACACCUUGGAAGUCUGAGGAGGGAGAGGGCCCGGGGGAAAGCACCCCGGAUGCGCCGGAAGAAGAGAAACCCCCAAACUCGCCGACUUACCAGCUGCUGUUGCGCGUGGCAAACCUGACCCAGCACUACCUCACGUCUCCCACGCCAACUUUGCGGAGAGCGUUGCUAGAACUGCUCACCACCGCAUCCGCGGCCCUGGCUCCCGACGAAGAGGCAUUCUUGCCACUCGUCAAUGCUAUCUGGCCGGUUGUUGUGGACAGACUUCAUGAUGUCGAGGCAUUCAUCGCGAUCGAGGCAUGCUAUGCACUCUCGGGACUUUGCGCUGCCGCAGGAGAUUUCCUUGCCUCUCGGUUCAAGACAGAAUGGCGUGACUGGCUCAGGGAUUGGUGUCGUAAGGCAAAGCGCCAAGCUUCCAGCGCUUCGGGCCGCCCCAGACCCCACGGGGAUCAUGGCAAAAUUACGGGCCCGGCAUCUGACAGUACGCAAAUAUUGAUUCCAUUCCGUGGCUCUGAUGGCCUCCGUGGCGGCAAUGCGUUACGAAAGGGAGUCGGUUCAUAUUCUGGUGGCUUGGGGCAGUUUGGUGCUCCGGCCAAAAUCUGGGAAGCGACGGUAGGGCUCUUGACGGCCAUGGUGUUGCAUGUUCACGUGGACGAGGAGAUGUUCGACGACGUUCUAGAUCUACUCUCAGAGGCUCUUGAACGUAAUAAGCAGGUGCGAGAGGCACUGGAGACUGUCAACGGAGACGCUGUAUGGCUGGCGCGGUAUGAGCGAGGAAAUGUCGAAUGGCUACCAGCUCCUCAGGUGGACGGCGUUGAGUAUGCUGAGAUGGAGAAACAAUAG
This is a messenger RNA of Ilyonectria robusta, 3174 nucleotides long. RefSeq names its product armadillo-type protein. NCBI's taxonomy places the organism in Eukaryota, Fungi, Ascomycota, Sordariomycetes, Hypocreales, Nectriaceae. The transcript has 2 exons. The coding region runs from base 1 to 3174 and encodes 1057 amino acids. Gene Ontology annotation, biological process: chromatin remodeling. The record is from RefSeq and is a predicted model, not a curated record. Gene Ontology annotation, cellular component: cytoplasm.